AUGCCCAACACAGGUAAACCUAGUCGCGACUGUCACCUUUGCCGGUCGAGACGUGUUAAGUGCGAUUUAGCCCGGCCAGAGUGUCAAAGAUGUAUCAAGUAUGGUACUCGGUGUCCCGGCUAUCGGGACGGGCUUGUUUUUCGCUCUCAACUCAACCUCACGAACUUCAGGAAGCGCGAUAAGAGACCGGGUACGCUGGAACAGAGCACAUCGCCAUCAACUCAAUCCUCAUCGUCGUUGUCUCUAUCAUCUUGUCCUUCUCUCCAAGCUACGGAUUCUGUGCCUAGAUCAAUGCAUCAGCACUGGACACUUCAUUCAAUCCCCAUAUUUCUCAACGUCUAUUCGACAUUGCCGUUCUUCUAUGACAUGUACCGAAAUAUCGGCGAUGGCCCCCUCGUAUCGGCCACCCAUCUCUUCUCUAGGGCAUACGUAACUGUUCUCCGACAGCCAACAGCCAAAUACAAUAAAUCAGUGAUUGAAAAUGAUCGAGAGCUGACCACUCAUCUUGGAAAAACCUUGACCUCGGUUCGUUUUGCCCUGACGCAGCCGGGAGGAGCCUAUAGGGACGACCUUCUGGCCACUAUAUGGAUCCUCGCCAACUAUGAGCUCCUUGUUGGGUCUGGGGGAAGAGCGGGACAGUCUCGUCCUUGGAACCUGCACACUCGGGGCUUGUACGGCAUCCUCAAAAUAAGGGGAUCAGAAUGGCUUAGGAUGAACACAAGUAGAACUGUGUUUUGGCCGGCGCUAAAUAUGGCACAAAUCCAAAGUCUCUCCAGUAAUACCGAGUGCCCUCAGGAACUUGAAGAAUGGUUCGCCAUCAUCAGAGAAAAGAUGCCCCCCCAAGAAGCCAUGGUCCUUUAUGUUUCCUCCUUCAUCUUCAAAGCAUGUCAGGUUCAGGCUCGAAUAUUCAAAAUUCUCAGUAGCUGCGACUAUAAUGCUGCAAUGAUAGCCUUUUACGACAUUGUUGCAUCAAUUCGUGAUGCUCGACAAGAACUGAGGGCAUUCGCGGAGUCACCCCGCACAGCCAUUGGUCUAUUUGACACGUACAUGGGUAAUCUGUAUGCUGGUACGUGCAUCAAGGUGUACAGCCUCUUGAUGGCUCUGGUCUGCUUUCUCAGUCAUCAGCGGCCGCUUUCAAUCCCCUUUAAUGUUCUUUGGUCGACGCGUAAUGACUGUAUCAAUAUUGCGCAGAACUCGGCUCAAAAUGUUUUGGACACAUUGCCUCGGGCCCUCGACACGAAGGCUGGGCCGGGGAUGUCACCCAAGACGUUCUUCGAUGCUGUGAAGCUUGUGUGGCCGCUUCGGACAAUACAUGCCAUGCCAGCAACAUCUCCAGAACAGAAGAGGAUUGCAGCCAAGACUCUGGUGUUUCUCGGACGUGAUAUUGGACUCAAGCAAGCACUUAACAUAUAUGCGGACUUUUACGAACCAUUGCCUUUGGAAGCGAGAACGAUUUUAGAAGUAGAUGGCGACCCAUUAGACGAGCUUGAAAGGGUAAUAAGCUAA
Molecule: messenger RNA, 1506 nt
Organism: Fusarium mangiferae
Lineage: Eukaryota; Fungi; Ascomycota; Sordariomycetes; Hypocreales; Nectriaceae
Exons: 4
Coding region: 1-1506 (501 amino acids)
Biological process (GO): regulation of DNA-templated transcription
Molecular function (GO): DNA-binding transcription factor activity, RNA polymerase II-specific; zinc ion binding
Source: RefSeq, a predicted model, not a curated record